AUGGCUUCCAUCUCAAACAACCCCCUGCGCAUUGCCUCUGCAUCCGGCGCCGUGACUGACCGGCAGCAUGCCCUCGAGUCUCUUGCCAGGCAUGAGCGCAUCGACUUCAUCGUCGGCGACUGGAUGUCGGAGAUGAAUAUGACGCUGAGGGCGGCGGGCAAGGUUGAUAGCAAUGGCGAAUCUGCUCAGUUCGAGUCGCGCUUCUUGCACUCUCUGGCACCCGCCCUUGAGCAUAUCGCAGCCCGCGGCGUCAAAGUCGCUGUCAAUGCGGGCGCGAGCGAUCCCCAGAAGCUAUGCAGCGCAGUGACGGAGCUGGUUCAGUCCAAGAGCUUGGAUCUCACCGUUGCCUGGGUUGGUGGGGACGAGGUCUUGGACACCGUCCUGGCCGACGCGAAGAAUGGAGAGGAAUUCGAAAGUUUGACGACAGGUCAAAAACUAUCGGAAUGGGGAUUCGAGCCCAUCUACGCCCAGUGCUACCUCGGAGGCUGGGGCAUCGUGGAGGCACUCAAAGCAGGGGCAGACAUUGUCAUCUGCGGCCGCGUCGCCGAUGCGUCUCCCGUGAUUGCCUGCGCCGCCUAUCACUACGGGUGGUCUCGACAUGACUACCAGCAGCUCGCCCACGCUUUCGUGGCCGGCCAUCUGAUAGAGUGCUCGACGUACGCGACAGGCGGCAACUUCUCUGGCUUCAAGUCGCUGUCCGGGGACCUCUCCAACAUCGGGUUCCCCAUUGCCGAGAUUCUCCCCAGUGGCGAGUUCUUCAUCACCAAGCAGCAGGGUACGGGCGGGAUGGUUACCGUAGAUACCUGUAAGGCCCAGCUCCUGUACGAGAUCCAGGGGCCGUACUACUACCACUCGGACGUCGUGGCUGUUCUAGACGGCAUAAAGAUGGAACAAGCCGGUGUUGACAAGGUCUUCGUUUCCAACGUGGGGAGUAAACCGCCCCCUCCUACGACCAAGGUCGGCCUCACUGCCAAGGGCGGCUUUCAAGCCGAGGCACACUACUUCCUGUGCGGACUGGACAUCGAGGAAAAGGCCAAGCUUCUGGAAACACAGCUACGCUACGCUCUGCAACAAUCCAGUUUCCACUGCCUCAAGUUCCGCACCAACGGACGCUGCCCAGACGACCCCAAGAACCAAGACGCGGCGACGGUCGACUUCCGCAUCUUUGCCCAGGCGCGCGAGGAGGCAGACCUGGCGCCCCCUCGGUUCCUCGAGCCCAUCAUGAACAACAUCAUGCAGGGCUACCCAGGCGCCACAUUCGCCAUGGACGCGCGACAAGGCCUGCCGAAGCCGUACUACGAGUACUGGGUCGCCCUCCUACCACAGACGCGCAUCAAACACGUCUGCCACGUGCCGUUCAAAGGGCUUGACAUUCCCAUCGCCCCUCCAGACGACACUGAGAUCUUCAUCCAUGACCAGCCGAGCUACGAGACCUCCUCUGCUCUUGGCUUGGACUCGUUUGGGCCGACUGUGCGCGCGCCGAUUGGAUACAUCGUGCAUGCUCGGUCUGGCGACAAGGGCUCUGACUCGAACGUGGGCUUCUUCGUCCGCCACGAGGACGAGUGGGACUGGCUCAGGAGCAUUCUCACCGUUUCCAUGCUGAAGGAGCUGCUGGGAGAGGACUACGGUGGGGGUCGCAUCUUUCGCUUUGAAUUGCCAAACAUUUGGGCUGUACACUUCCUCCUCAAAGACUAUCUGGAUCGGGGCGUCGGCGCAAGUUCGACAUACGACGUUCUGGGGAAGAAUGUAGCCGAGUAUCUGAGGAGCAAGUACGUCGAUGUUCCAAAAGUAUUUCUAGAGCGUGGACGGAUAUGA
Messenger RNA from Clonostachys byssicola, 1815 nucleotides. The record is from the annotation of a GenBank genome assembly. Lineage: Eukaryota; Fungi; Ascomycota; Sordariomycetes; Hypocreales; Bionectriaceae.